CCGUGCCGAUUCUGGUUUCGUAAGCGUGUUCAUUGCAAAGGUCCCAGUUACGAGGGCGUUAUAUAUUUUCCACAUUACUACAAUACAAAAUUACCAUAUUAUAUUUAUAUUGAAUUGAUUUUCUCUAGUCCUUAAUCUCGUAGAUAAUUUAUUGCUACUACCGUGUUAUGUGUUAUAACGAGACUCACGCACAAGGAUAUUUUCCUUUUGAGAUUUUCAAAGCGAAAUUCAUCGGUUGGGACGAAGUUAUAGCCGUAGAUUUCACUCGUACGGCCCAAUCUGUCCGUAAGACGGGCGCUGACUUGACCCAAUGGGCCCGAAAGCAAGAGACGAAAGCGGAUUUGUACGCGCUGUUCAUGCCCAGGCAGCCUCCCAUGCCUGCGCAAGAGGCCAUGCAAUUGGCCGAUGAGUGGAAUGAGGACCUGGAGGCCAUGGAAGCAUUGGUAUUGGAUGGGAAAAAGUUUGUUAAGUUGCCACAGGAGGAGAUGGGCACGUUCUAUUCGCAGGACUGUUACGUUUUCCUAUGUCGUUAUUGGAUGCCAGUGCCUGAUGACGUUGACGAUCCUUCAUCACAUGUUGCAGAUGACGAUGCCGAUGAUUUCCAAUGGGUUUGUUACUUCUGGCAAGGGCGAGAUGCCUCCAAUAUGGGGUGGUUAACCUUCACAUUUACGCUCCAGAAAAAAUUCAAGGCACUGUUUGGUGACAAGUUAGAGGUAGUACGGACUUAUCAGCAACAAGAAAACAUGAAGUUCCUAGCCCAUUUUAAGCGAAAAUUCAUUGUGAAACGUGGUAGCCGACGAAAGAGCAAGGAAGAAAAACCUCAGGUUGAAUUUUAUCAGAUGAGAUCAAAUGGCAGUGCUUUAUACACAAGAUUGGUACAAAUACAGCCAGAUGCUUCUCUGCUGAACUCUGCUUUCUGCUAUAUCUUGAAUGUACCUUUCGAACAAGAUGAUUCUGGUAUAGUAUAUGUCUGGAUAGGCUCAAAGUCUGAUCCAGAUGAAGCAAGAUUGAUUCAAGAGAUAGCCGAGGAAAUGUUCAAUAGUCCGUGGGUCACAUUACAGGUAUUAUCAGAAGGCGAAGAACCCGACAAUUUCUUCUGGUUAGGGCUUGGCGGAAAGAAGCCUUAUGAGAAAGAUGCAACUUUCAUGGAAUACACAAGACUUUUUAGGUGUUCAAAUGAAAAAGGUUACUUAGUGUUUCAGAAAAAUGCUCAGACUUUUGUCAGGAUGACUUGGCAGAUGAUGAUAUUAUGAUUUUGGACAAUGGAGAACAAGUUUUCCUAUGGCUGGGUGCAAAUUGCAGUGAAGUCGAAAUUAAGCUAGCAUAUAAGUCUGCACAG
Messenger RNA from Acanthoscelides obtectus, 1339 nucleotides. The record is from the annotation of a GenBank genome assembly. NCBI's taxonomy places the organism in Eukaryota, Metazoa, Arthropoda, Insecta, Coleoptera, Chrysomelidae.